Messenger RNA from Rhipicephalus microplus (southern cattle tick), 815 nucleotides. RefSeq lists its product as uncharacterized. NCBI's taxonomy places the organism in Eukaryota, Metazoa, Arthropoda, Arachnida, Ixodida, Ixodidae. Gene Ontology annotation, molecular function: amine binding. The record is from RefSeq and is a predicted model, not a curated record. Gene Ontology annotation, biological process: symbiont-mediated perturbation of host defenses.
GCGAGCGUACGAGGCAACGAUACUCCACUGUGCCCUUUCUGCAUCUCGCAGCUGACGUUGAGCAGGCACUCUGUUUAUUCGGCGCACAGUUCCUCUCUACAAGUUAAUGCUGCCUGGGUAUAAAAUGAAUCCUUCAACAGUUAUCAUGCUUCUUUCGCUAGCAGCGACUGUCCUUCUAGGAGAAGGUCAAGAUUUACCUGAAAGACAGCCACAUUUGGGCGUUUAUCAAGAUGAAUCAAAGUGCUUCCCAUUUCAAGGAACCUUGUACCUGAUCUACAGAAACUUUGAAGAGGACAAGUAUGUUGGGGGCAAAGCGGCAUGCGUUCGUGGCAGCCAAUCCGGCGACGCUGUAGACGGCGCCAUUCCAAUGUUGAUUGAGUUCGGUGAAGGCGAAAAGCUGGAAUCGACCUUCACACUAAUGUCAUCACCUGGCUAUAAUGUCUCGAAUGUCAUAAACAUCACGCCUAAAGACAAUCCGAAUGAUGCGUUCAACUUGACUGCUGCAUUUUGUGACUGCGCGCAAUGCAAGGUUCUCCGACAUAGCUACAUUGACAAUGGCGCAGGCUGCAGUUACUGGGUGAAAGACCAGGCUCUUAACGAACCGAACACUUGUUGCCAGUUCGUGUAUGCCCUCUUGUGUGGCACGAAGAAAUACCAAGUAUACGAAGACGGCUGCUAGAAAAUCCAGUCCUUGUUGCGAAUACCAUAACUAGCAUUGAAAAAUUCUGUUCUAACUCUGCGUAAUAUAGUAAAAAUAUGUCAUACCUGACCAAAUAAAAUGCAUCUCAUCUGCGUGGGUCAUGUUACAGAAAGUA